Dryobates pubescens (Downy woodpecker) is the source of this 946-nucleotide messenger RNA. RefSeq names its product palmitoyl-protein thioesterase 1 (gene PPT1). Gene Ontology annotation, cellular component: lysosome. Gene Ontology annotation, molecular function: palmitoyl-(protein) hydrolase activity. The record is from RefSeq and is a predicted model, not a curated record. The coding region runs from base 1 to 882 and encodes 293 amino acids. The transcript has 9 exons. Gene Ontology annotation, biological process: receptor-mediated endocytosis; protein depalmitoylation. Lineage: Eukaryota; Metazoa; Chordata; Aves; Piciformes; Picidae.
AUGGCGGCGGUCAGGGCGGUGCUGCUGGCGCUGAACCUGGGCUGCGCGGCUGCCGCCGUCCCGCUGGUGAUCUGGCACGGCAUGGGGGACAGCUGCUGCAAUCCCGUGAGCAUGGGCUACAUCAAGAAAUUAGUGGAGAGUAAGAUCCCGGGGAUUUAUGUCCUGUCUCUGAAGAUCGGGAACAACCUGAUCCAGGAUAUGGAGAACAGCUUCUUUAUGAAUGCAAAUGAUCAAGUGAGAGAGGUGUGCAGCCAGCUUGCAAAGGAUCCUCACCUGAAAGGAGGCUACCAUGCAAUGGGCUUCUCCCAGGGAGGCCAGUUCCUGCGGGCGGUGGCCCAGAGGUGUCCUUCUCCUCCCAUGCUCAACUUGAUCUCUAUUGGGGGGCAGCACCAAGGUGUCUAUGGCUUCCCACGCUGCCCCGGGGAGAGCUCCCACCUCUGCGACUGGAUCCGCAGGACGCUGGACCUGGGAGCCUACACUCAGGCUGUGCAGCAGCACUUGGUGCAAGCAGAGUAUUGGCAUGACCCCCUGAGAGAGGAGGAGUACAGGAAAAGCAGCAUCUUCCUGGCUGACAUAAACCAGGAGAGGGGCAUCAAUGAGACCUACAAGAAGAACCUGAUGGCCCUGAAGAAGUUUGUGAUGGUGAAGUUCCUCAAUGACACCAUGGUCGACCCUCCCAUCUCAGAGUGGUUUGGGUUUUACAAGCCAGGCCAAGCCAAGGAGACCAUCCCUCUGCAGGAGACCUCCCUGUACACAGAGGAUCGUUUGGGGCUGCAGCAGAUGGACAAAGCUGGCAAGCUGCUGUUCCUGGGGGUGGAAGGGGACCACCUGCACUUCACAGAAGAGUGGUUUGACACCACCCUGCUCCCCUUCCUCCAGUGAAGCUGAGGGGAGGUACCUGUGAGAGCACUGGCAAGGGGCUGGCACUGGAGUUGCUGCAGCUGCU